AUGGCAGCGAAUUGCAAAUUUGCCGCCUCUUGUGGCGUAGAACAUCGCAGUCUUACAACUGGGAUGGGGAGAAAAAUUAAGUUGUUUUUGCUAAUAAAUUUUAUCUCUGCGUGUGUAGUCCUUGUGGCCUACACUAACGUGACAGGUAGUCACGUGUCUUUGUGGUCUUCUCUAAGUACAGAAAACGAUGGCAGUGCUAAAUACGAUGAAAUAAUCAAUCAAUAUCUUCAAAGAAGGGAAGCUUUCAAAGUUACCAAAGAUCACUUUGCCAGCAGAACUUGUGAAAAUAAAGAUACUGGACCCUGUGUGGAUCCUGCUUGUAACACGACCUUCCUGCCGCCCAGGGCGAGACUACAUCGUCUUGUGAGCACCCAGUACAACGUCAGCUCCCGCCAUCUUGAGGUGCUGCGCUCCUUGGGGGCCCGGGUGGCGCCUUCCGACCUCGUCUUCCUCACGGCGGCAUCAGAGGACCAUUUUGAUGAGAGUCAGGGUGUCAUCAGGGACCUGCAUGAAAAGGUCUUUCCCUGGAUCACCAACAACACAAACUAUACUUAUAACUUUAUCUACUAUGACCUGGGACUCGCCAACAAAAGCCUGGCUCUGCUCACUAAGUACUGCAGAUGUCACGUGCUGAGUUUCCCAUUCCAGUCGCUACCUGAAGUCUUCAAGAAUCUCAAAACGUACCAGUGGAAGCCCGUGAUUGUGAAAGCGCACAGCUCGCACUGCAAGCUACUGAUGUGGAUGGAUGCUUCGGUCCGCUUUAAGUCCGGUGAUGUCAGCCUCAUCAUCCAGCGUGUCAUGGCCGACGGAUUUUUCAUUCAACACAACGACUUGAUGAUGCCGAGACACGUGAUGCCAGUGAUGCUGCAGUAUUUUCACACUGAAGCCUGUCUCCUCGCCCCCUUCUAUGAGGUGGAAGCAAACCUUGUUGUAGUCAAGAACGAGCCGCUGAUGAGCCAAGUUGUACUGGAUCCUUGGGUCGCCUGUGCAUUUGCCCCGAGAUGUGUUUAUCCAGGGGAUGACUGGAGAAAACUCUUACCGUGCCAUAGUGACAAGCGAGGCUAUAGUGUGUGUCACAGAUUCGACCAGGCGGCUCUAGUGGCUCGUUCUUGA
Pomacea canaliculata is the source of this 1113-nucleotide messenger RNA. RefSeq lists its product as uncharacterized. The transcript has 8 exons. NCBI's taxonomy places the organism in Eukaryota, Metazoa, Mollusca, Gastropoda, Architaenioglossa, Ampullariidae. Bases 1 to 1113 code for a protein of 370 amino acids. The record is from RefSeq and is a predicted model, not a curated record.